AUGGCUAACCUAUUGAAACUCUUAAUUGCCACAUCCUUUUUAGCUCUCAUGUGCUUGUUUAUGGUUGAAUCAAGCCCAAACCCUAAAUUGAGUCUAACAACACGUAUAAAGUUAGAAGGUGAGACAACGUCUGAUUGUUGGGGGUCUUUGUAUGAACUCCAAGCAUGUACUGGAGAAGUUAUUACGUUCUUUCUCAGUGGGGAAGCAUAUUUAGGUGUCAAGUGUUGUCAAGCCAUCAAAACCAUUCAACAUGAGUGUUGGCCUACAUUGCUUGGAUCUCUAGGAUACACAACUGAAGAAGGUGACAUCCUUGAAGCUUAUUGUGAUACUACAACUGAGGAUGAUCGUCUUUUCACAAUGUCUUCUCCUAAAGUAGCAAUGGCACCAUCUUUCAAGCCAAGUAAUUAUGAGCCUAUAAUCUCCGUCCCAUGA
Molecule: messenger RNA, 432 nt
Organism: Cucumis melo (muskmelon)
Lineage: Eukaryota; Viridiplantae; Streptophyta; Magnoliopsida; Cucurbitales; Cucurbitaceae
Product: egg cell-secreted protein 1.1-like
Exons: 1
Coding region: 1-432 (143 amino acids)
Biological process (GO): double fertilization forming a zygote and endosperm
Source: RefSeq, a predicted model, not a curated record